Magallana angulata is the source of this 4921-nucleotide messenger RNA. RefSeq names its product ralBP1-associated Eps domain-containing protein 1-like. Bases 162 to 2720 code for a protein of 852 amino acids. Gene Ontology annotation, molecular function: protein binding; calcium ion binding. The transcript has 20 exons. The record is from RefSeq and is a predicted model, not a curated record. Gene Ontology annotation, biological process: endocytosis; endosomal transport. Gene Ontology annotation, cellular component: cytoplasm; plasma membrane. NCBI's taxonomy places the organism in Eukaryota, Metazoa, Mollusca, Bivalvia, Ostreida, Ostreidae.
UGCAUCACGUGAUAUUUUUUUUUCAAGAUGGCUGAACAUGGGAAGUUUACAAUCGAACAAAUUAUAAUGAACUUCUAUUUUAGCACUUACGUUUAAACGAAAAAAACUGUUCUGUGCAACGGAUUAAAUCGAUUAUUUAUGCACUGUAUCUCCGAUAUAAUAUGGAACAACUCAAACUUACACAGCAAGAACAAGUGUUUUAUGGAGAGUAUUUCCAAACGUGCGAUGCGGAUGGAAGUGGAAAAAUAAGUAACAGUCGAGCUUCAGAUUUAUUUGUGUGCUCGGGACUUAGUCCGGAAGUGCUCUUGAAGAUAUCUGAGUUGUGUGGUGCAAAGAGACUGGGACAUUUUGGAAGAAGCCAGUUUUAUAUUGCCCUGAAACUGAUCGCAGCUGUACAGAAUGGCUACCCACCUAAACUGGACAGUCUCAACACAGGAACAGAAAUGCCAUUGCCAAAAUUCACCAGGACUGCUGACCAAGAGAAGAGAGUACAGAAUGCAGUUCCCUCCCUUGAUACAGAGAGGCCUGUCCAGCAAGUGGGGCUAAACCAUCCCACAGUGGGACAGCUCCCCCCACCCCCUGCUUCCAAGAAAUCCCACACCCGGUCCCAGUCAGGCCAGUUCAGGGGUGUGGUAGACCGGGACUCAGGACCCUCUAAUCCUAACCCCAUCCCACAGGGGGUGACAAACCAACAGUCAUUGAAUCGAGAGGAGUCGCCAAACAAUGCUACAUCCCCCAGACAAUUUACCUCCCCUAACCAGUCCCCGCCCUCUUCUCCACCCGUCACAAAUAACAUCCAAUCAGCUGGCAGCAUUCCGUUAGCCAAUCACAACAAUGUGCAUGGUCAGAUGACCUCCCCUGUAGCCAAGUCAUUAGCCAGUCAGAGCCAGGGGGCACCUGUUGUGAUGAACGCCUUUCAGACCGGUGCUCCCACUGUGAUAACAGGAACCGCCCCCACCACAAUACACACCGGGCACCACCCUCACCCACACCCCCAUCAUCCCCAUCACCACAGGACCGGCUCCAACUCCUCACAUGAACAUGGGGAGGGGUGGGCUUUGUUUGAGGAGGAUGAACAUGCAGAAAAACCCAGUUCGCGAAGCGAGAAGACCCUUGCUGUCAUCGGAUCUCUUGGAGUGGAUUUUGAGCACAAACGUUUACUAGCACCCGGAUCCAGAAAGCCGUAUAAUUUAGAGCCGCCAGGCUUUGAUUCCUCAUCCAUAAGUUCUGAUCCGGAGAGUGUGGAUGAUAUCUGGAGUAUCAAUGAUGACCAAAAGGAAUACUACAUUGCACAAUUUAAGACCAUGCAGCCUGACCUGAGCAAAACUAUUACAGGUGCUGUAGCAAAGGAAUUUUUUGAGAAGUCCAAACUACAUGUGCACGAACUUUCCAAAAUAUGGCAGUUGUCUGACCUGAAUAGAGAUGGUGAGUUAUCCCUGGAGGAGUUCUGUAUCGCUAUGCACUUGGUGGUCCUUAGGAGACAUGAAAUAGAAAUACCAGACAGACUACCCUUUUCUCUGAUGCCAUAUACCUCAUUCACAAAUGAGGAGCCAUUUGCUGUUGACCAUCCUUCAGGGGGUACCCUAAAGAGGGCAACGCCCCCUGACACACCCCCUUCUCAUCCCAAGUCUAUCGGAGAGAACUGGCCGGAACAGCAGGUGGUGCAGGACGGCUCCUCAGAUACGGCUAGCGAUGUGGCCUCCCCCAGUGUCAAACCACUUAACUUUGCUUCUGUACCGGUCUCUGAAUCAGAUAAGAUCGUACAUCCCAUUGCCAUGAGAGUUUCUCCGGAGAUCCACCAGCAUGAGCGAGGAAGGGCGUUCUCAGAACCUGCUCCUUCACAUAACAACCAAUCAGAAUCCAGCACAAAAAAACUUCGAUCAAACACCGAGCCCCAUCUCAGUGCGUCUCAGAACGAGAUCAAUAUCUUGGAGAUGGAUGAUGAUGUCAUAGCAGGAAGUCCGCCGCUUGUCCCGCCCCCCACGGCCAGUCGACCACGCCCAGUUCCCCCCAAGAGUCUGGGCCCAGUUCCUGGCAAUAUCACUGGUCUGUUGCUGCCCGCCCCCACCACUAGUCACCCUGAUGCCACAGAUGGGGGCGUGGAGCAGGAGCCCCCAGUCCCCCCUCCCCGACCCACGGGCAGAAGCAUGUCCAUGGACGCCAGCAAAGGUCUUUCUACACCCCCAGCAGUUCCUCCUAGGGCCUCUCCCAAAGACAGUCCAGCAGUGAGAAAAUCUGGGGACCUUUCAUUUAGUGCAAUAAAUUCCAAGUUUAACGAGUUUAAGAGGUUUGAAUCCAUUCCAUCAGAAGAGUCACUCAACAAGAUGGCCGGUGUUGACACCACCGAUUCCACCAAUCACAGAGUCCGCUCAUUAUCCCAGGAGUACAACAAAAUGGGGCAUGAUGUUCAAGCGUCUGGUCUGGAGUCAGGAGAUUCAAAUGCUGUGAUUGCUAGUACAUCCAGGGAAUCAUCACCACUAGUCAAGUUUGAUGUCCCAGACGAUGAAGUAGGGGGAGGGGAGACUCAGAUUUCUUUGGAAAUGAGACGGCAAUUAAGCAGAGACAAGAAAGAUCUACAGAUGGCCAUUAGAACACACAAGGAGAGGAACUCAAUGUUAGAGAGACUUGGCAGUGAAUUGAACCAAGAACUUCAGGAGGUAAUGGAGCAGCGGAUAGCAUUGGAGAUUCAGCUGGAACACCUGAAGCCUUUCUCUAGCUGAGACCCAGAGGGGCAUACCUUUAGCAGUCUAGUCCACAACUGUUGGUGGUCCACCAAUUCAAAUCAUUCCUAGUUCUCUGUUGGAAAAAUCCAUAGUCCCAAGUGAAGGCUUGUGAGGGAUGGGUAAAAUGGGUUAGGGGAAGGGUCUCAACAUCAACGUGAUUCCAAAUCACAUUUAAAAUUACCAGAUCAAAAAAUUUGGAUUGACCCUUUUGUUGAAAGUCUUUGAAAUCUUGCUGUUUGUUUUUUGUUAUUUUUGUGAUGUAAGGAUCUCGCAUGCAUUUUUUCAAGAAACCAGUGUUUUAAGUGCUAAGUUUUUGGUCAAUAUGGCUUUGGUGCAUACAGCUUCCAUUUUGGAGUCAAUCUCAUUUUGUACUCACUAUCAUGAAACAUAUUUGUUGAAAACUCUUACCUUUGUUGGGUAAAAUAAGAUUGCAACCUUGUGUCAUUUUGAUUUUCAAAAAAAAAGACAAAAAAUAAUUUUCAUCCCAUUCAUUUCAAAUACCUUGCUGAAGUUUAGUUACAUAACAAGCCACCAUCUUUAUAGCUUCAGUUGUUAGAAAAUGAAGUAUUUAAAGCAAUACAUCUAUGAUUUAUCCUGUAACUACUCAUGCAAUUCAUAUUCGGUCCCUCCAUACUUGGGGCAUUGGCCCAGUGGCUAGCAUGACGGAUUAGUCGACCCCUGCGACCUUCCCGAUAGCCAGUCCUUCCUACAACAAUGCAAUACAUCUUCUAUAUAUGUGUGCUCUCUGUGCUUUAGCCCAGUGUCAUAGUUCAGCAUGCUGUCAUAGAUCAAGUGUGCUGUUUGUGCUCUAGCUGAGUGUGAUUAGCACAAUGUGCACUCAGUGCUGAAGCAGUGUCAUGAUUCAGUGUGCUCUCUGUGCUCUAGCUGACUGUGGUAGCACAGUGUGAACUCAGUGCUGAAGCAGUGUCAUGAUUCAGUGUGCUCUCUGUGCUGUAGCUGACUGUGGUAGCACAGUGUGAACUCAGUGCUGAAGCUGUGUCAUGAUUCAGUGUGCUCUCUGUGCUCUAGCUGACUGUGGUAGCACAGUGUGAACUCAGUGCUGAAGCAGUGUCAUGAUUCAGUGUGCUCUCUGUGCUGUAGCUGACUGUGGUAGCACAGUGUGAACUCAGUGCUGAAGCUGUGUCAUGAUUCAGUGUGCUCUCUGUGCUCUAGCUGACUGUGGUAGCACAGUGUGAACUCAGUGCUGAAGCAGUGUCAUGAUUCAGUGUGCUCUCUGUGCUGUAGCUGACUGUGGUAGCACAGUGUGAACUCAGUGCUGAAGCAGUGUCAUGAUUCAGUGUGCUCUCUGUGCUCUAGCUGACUGUGGUAGCACAGUGUGAACUCAGUGCUAAAGCUGUGUCAUGAUUCAGUGUGCUCUCUGUGCUGUAGCUGACUGUGGUAGCACACUGGGCUCUCUGUGCUGUAGCCCAAUGUCAUAGUUCAAUGUGUUCUUUGUGCUCUGGCUGAGUGUAUUAGGUCAGUGUGCUGUGCAGCAGAUGUUUUAUUUUCAUAGAGAGAGUCCAUUGAGCAAGAAUCCUUGAGAUACACUAAAUUGCUGUUGUUGUGAGCUUGUGUGGUAAUCUCUAUAUUGUAUGGCAUAAUUCUUCUAUGGAUCACUUCCAUUUGUUUGUGCAAUUCCUUCAUUAACUGUAUUAAAAACAAAACCAUUAGUACUGUUGAAGUUUGUAAGCAUUUAGUUUAUAUUCCACAUAUUCUAUAAAAUUCUCAUAGUGUAUGUUAAUCUGAGUUGAGAUGUUUUUCAUUAUGGUGUUCAAAUUCAUUAAAGGAUUGUAAGGUUUAAAGGAGUAUGGUCACGAUUUUGGUUAAUAGGCAACCAAAAUUCAAGUAUCAUUCAUUGAGUUAAAAGAAAGUUAGAGAACAUACAAUUCUUUGCUCUGCAAACAAAGUUUUUGUUUACAUUUUGAAUGUUGAAGUAAAAAUUCCAGUUUUAGACCUAAAAUCAAUGUGUCAAACAUUAGGAACUGUUCAUUUAUGCUUCAAAUGAAUAAAAAGAUGGGCAAAUCAGCUUGAAAAGGAUUUUAUACAGGUAUAUUGAAUCUAUGUAAACAAAAAGAGGGCACAAGCCUUAUUUACAUGACAAAAAUUGUGAUCCCUGUAGCUUGCUUAUAUCUCUAUGACUGACUCUCAAAUUUCAUUUGAUCAUUGGAAAUGCUUUCCUAAAGCAUUGUAAAUAAUAA